AAACCAUAUGUGGAGAGAAUAAUCCCAAUAAUUGGAUUCUCUCUUCUCUUCUGUUCCGCCAACUCCUGAAACCUAACUCCCCUCUGGAACACAUAGAAAAGAAGAAAUUCGAUAUGGAAAUGAAGAAUUCAUGGCUACAAAAUUGAAAAAAAAAAAUGGAUCUGUUUAGCACCUAUUUUUGUGUUAAUUGAGAAGGGUUUUUUUGUUUGUUUUAUUCAAUUUUGUAGCGAGGAUUAAGGAGAACGAGACGGAGCUGCUGGCACAGCUAAAGGAUCUUGCGGCGGGGCUGGCGCUGCUGCGGGUUGGAGAGGGUGAGCGGUGCUGCCCUAAGAGAUGCCAACCGCCGGUUCCAUCUUGUACUAAUGAAAACUCAGUCGUUUAGUUCAAGCUGUUUUAGGUACAGCUGCCAUUGAUGAGCUAUCCGAUAUCUGAAAUCCGGAGGUUUCGGCGUUAUGUGGGACUCCGAAGUCUUCAAGGUGCGGUGAGACUGUUCUGGAUGGCUGGAGCAAUCUGCGCCUGCCCCUUCCAAAGCAGACCUUUUAGUACGAAACAAACUUACAAGGUUCUUGACGCCAGUUCAAAAUCACGCCCUCACAAGCCCACGAGAAGCCAACAUCGGACAUCCAUCGCAUUUCUUGAUCAUCUCAAGCAGUGCCGAGACCCCGACGAAUUUCUCACUAUUUUCCACGAUUACUAUGAGUUGGGCUACAAACAUGACUAUCCUUCUUAUGCUUCUCUCAUCUACAAACUUGCUCGUGCCAGAAAAUUUGAGGACAUCGAAGUGGUUUUGGAUUUCCUUAAGACGAGUGAUAUCAAAUGCGGGGAAUCUCUGUUUGUUGGCUUGAUUCGGCAUUAUGGAAAAGCCAAUUUGAUUGACAAGGCUGUCGAGGUUUUCCGUGAGAUAGGAAGGUCAUUCAACUGUGUGCGUACGGUGCAAUCUUUUAACACGAUUUUGAAUGUUUUAGUUGAUAGUGGACGAGUUUGUGAGGCUACUGAGUUAUUUGAGCAGGGUCCCAAGAUGGGAUUCAAGUUGAAUUCGGUUUCGUUCAAUAUUAUGGUCAAAAUGUGGCUGGAGAAGGGCGACUGGGAGAAGGCGAGGAAAAUAUUUGAUGAAAUGCUUGAAAGAGAGGUGGAGCCUACAGUUGUGACUUACAAUUCUCAGAUUGGGUUUUUAUGCAAAAGGGGUGAUGUGGAUGAGGCCAAACGAUUUCUUGAGGAUAUGUGGAGGAAGGGGAAGCGAGGCAAUGCAGUGACUUAUUCUUUGUUAAUGGAAGGUUUAUGUGCUUCAGGAAACUUUAAGGAAGCGAAGAAAAUGAUGUUUGAUAUGGAGUACCAGGGGUGCAAAGUGCAGCUUGUGAAUUAUGGUGUUUUGAUGACUGACCUUGCAAGGAGAGGAUUAAUAGAUGAAGCAAAAGGUUUGCUUGCUGAGAUGAAAAAAAGGCGGAUCAAACCAGAUGUGGUUAUGUAUAAUAUACUGAUUGAUCAUUUCUGUAAAGUAGGUGCAGUUUCGGAGGCGUAUAAAGUAUUGGUUGAUAUGCAAGUUAAGGGCUGCAAGCCUAAUGCUGCCACUUACAGGAUGGUGGUUGAUGGUUUCUGCAAAGUUCAGGAUUUCGUGGGAGGUUUAAACGUCUUGAAUGCAAUGCUAAAUAGUGGACAUUUUCCUCGAACUGAAACUUUCUGUUCUCUGUUUAUUGGGUUGGGUAAGAAUGCAAAAAUAGAUGAUGCGAGUUUUAUUUUGGAGGAGAUGAAAAAGAGAAAGAUAAGUUUAGAUUCCGACUCAUGGGAAAUCCUACUUAGAGAAACCUGUAUAGAUGAUAAAUUUGUUACAAGGUGUUUGGCUGAUGUUCUUUGUUAUGAAGAGAAAAAUGAGUGGGGAUUUGGACUGUCAUCGGCUGUUCUUUCGUCCAGUUGAUGUGUUUCUGGCUGGAGUAUGAACUGGAAAUUAUAGCUUCAGCCAGGUUCAGUGUCCCUAGCAAAUAACAUAUAGUUACGGCGCUCUCGCGAUGUGGUUGGUAUAUGAUUGAAGAAGUAACACGUGAUUAAUUGGGUAUGAGAAAACAAGAAGUUGUAGAGUGUCGAUAGACGUUGGAGAAGGUUCACGGGGAAUGUUAUUACCAUAGUUUGGAAGAGAGAUUCUGAGUAAUGAUAUGGGAAAAUGAAAUGUAUAUCGUGUUGAUGCUUGUUACAUAAGUUUUGAUGCAGGAAUUUAUCUUAUUUUAUAUUGAUAUAUAUAAGAAUUAAAUACACUUUAACACU
This is a messenger RNA of Sesamum indicum (sesame), 2256 nucleotides long. Its product is annotated as Tetratricopeptide repeat (TPR)-like superfamily protein. The record is from RefSeq and is a predicted model, not a curated record. Gene Ontology annotation, cellular component: mitochondrion. Gene Ontology annotation, molecular function: mRNA binding; protein binding. Gene Ontology annotation, biological process: RNA processing; mitochondrion organization. Lineage: Eukaryota; Viridiplantae; Streptophyta; Magnoliopsida; Lamiales; Pedaliaceae.